CCCGAGUUGCGGGGUUCCGCCGCCGAGCAGCAGUUGGGCUCGCCGCCGUGCGCUCAGACCGUUCUCUCGGGCCUGCGGGCCGCGUGUGCCCUGCCUGCCGCCCCGACGCCUCGGCGGGGCCGUCGGCGCAGCCAUGGUGGUGCUGCACGUGAAGAGGGGCGACGAGAGCCAGUUCCUGCUGCAGGCGCCCGGGAGCACCGAGCUGGAGGAGCUCACGGCGCAGGUGACCCGCGUCUACAACGGGCGGCUGAAGGUGCAGCGGCUCUGCACAGAGAUGGAAGAUCUGGCGGCGCACGGCGUGUUCCUCCCCCCGAACAUGCAGGGGCUGACCGAUGAGCAGAUCCAAGAGCUGAAGCUGAAGGACGAGUGGGGGGCGACAUGCGUGCCCAGUGGGGGCUCCGUUUUCGAGAAGGACGACAUUGGACGGAGGAAUGGGCAAGCUCCGAAUGAGAAGAUGAAGCAGGUUUUGAAGAAGACGGUAGAAGAAGCCAAAGCGAUAGUGUCUAAGAAACAAGUGGAAGCUGGAGUCUUUGUUACCAUGGAGAUGGUGAAAGAUGCCCUGGACCAGCUUCGAGGUGCAGUCAUGAUCGUUUACCCCAUGGGGCUGCCACCGUACGAUCCCAUCCGCAUGGAGUUUGAAAAUAAAGAAGAUCUGUCAGGAACGCAGGCAGCACUGGAGGUCAUUCAGGAGUCAGAGGCGCAGCUGUGGUGGGCUGCCAAGGAGCUGCGAAGAACGAAGAAGCUUUCUGAUUAUGUGGGCAAGAACGAGAAAACCAAAAUCAUCGUGAAGAUCCAGCAGAAGGGGCAGGGGGCACCAGCCCGAGAGCCGAUCAUUAGCAGCGAGGAGCAGAAGCAGCUCAUGCUGUUCUACCAUAAGAGACAGGAGGAGCUCAAGAAACUGGAAGAAAAUGACGAUGACUCCUGCUUAAACUCGCCAUGGGCUGAUAACACCGCAUUGAAAAGACACUUUCAUGGGGUAAAAGACAUAAAGUGGCGGCCCAGAUGAGGCCCGCCACUUAACGAGGCCAUCAGAGCCACUGGCCCGCCUUCCUUGAGCAAAAUAAUUCUAACCUAUACAAGACAUGGAGGUCUCUAUUUUCCUGGUUUCUUUUAGUUUGAAUUUUUGAAAUAAGUCUUUCAUCAUUUUAGAACUUAAUAAAUAUAUGCUCAA
Molecule: messenger RNA, 1171 nt
Organism: Phodopus roborovskii (desert hamster)
Lineage: Eukaryota; Metazoa; Chordata; Mammalia; Rodentia; Cricetidae
Gene: Cfap298
Product: cilia and flagella associated protein 298
Exons: 7
Coding region: 134-1006 (290 amino acids)
Biological process (GO): regulation of cilium movement
Source: RefSeq, a predicted model, not a curated record